Messenger RNA from Lampris incognitus (smalleye Pacific opah), 1868 nucleotides. Its product is annotated as zinc transporter ZIP9-A. The record is from RefSeq and is a predicted model, not a curated record. Gene Ontology annotation, molecular function: metal ion transmembrane transporter activity. The transcript has 7 exons. The coding region runs from base 273 to 1193 and encodes 306 amino acids. NCBI's taxonomy places the organism in Eukaryota, Metazoa, Chordata, Actinopteri, Lampriformes, Lampridae. Gene Ontology annotation, biological process: transmembrane transport; zinc ion transport. Gene Ontology annotation, cellular component: membrane.
UGUGGUGCUGCCGGGUCCAGCCGGGGGUUCGGACGCGUCCUCGCAGCGGCAGGUGGCUCUAUGUGGGUGGUCUCGGACUCGGCGCGGGUGCGCGGUGUUCGUCAGCGCCGGAAGCGGCGCGCGGGCGCGGCGCGUGAAGCCUUGAGCGGCGCGGUGCGGGGCCGGGCGGCCGCGUCUCAACACUGCGUCCGCCCCAUUCGUCGCGUAAGGAGGGCCGGGAAAGGGUCCGCGGGAAGCGGAUAAAGGAGAGCGGAGCGAGGGGAGAGCCGGCCAUGGACGGGGCAGUUCUUGUCGUUUGCCUCUCGGCGGCGAUGUUUUUAGGGUGCGUUUUGCUGGGACUUGUUCCCCUCCUCAUCAAACUCUCCCAGCGGAGUCUCCAGUAUGUCACGAUCCUGGGGGCAGGACUUCUGUGUGGGACAGCGCUCGCUAUCAUCAUUCCUGAAGGGGUGGAUUUACUGGAGUCGUGGAGAGCCCCGUCCUGCUCUGUUGCAGCGCCAAGUCAAAAUGCCAGUGAAACAACGGAGCCCCCCUUAGACGGAGGCCUCCCGCCUCGUUUCUUCAUCGGGCUGGCCUUGGUUGUUGGAUUCACCUUCAUGUUUGUGGCGGAUCAGAUCGCCGGUUAUUGCUCCGUACGUGACUCGCAGAGCUGUUUGUCCCACAGUGCCAGCAUCACAGCCACGCUAGGGCUCGUCAUCCAUGCUGCAGCUGAUGGGUUUGCUCUGGGUGCAGCCAUGGCCACUCCCGAUGUGACGGUGCAGGUCGUAGUGUUUUUUGCAGUGAUUCUGCACAAGGCUCCGGCGGCUUUUGGCUUGGUGUCCUUCUUGAUGCAUGCUGGGGUGGAGAAGAAGCACAUACAGGGCCAUUUGCUGGCCUUCUCCGCCGCUGCCCCCAUAUUGGCUAUCGGCACUUACUUCAUUCUGGACGCGUGGGGCGGCUCCUCCCACAGCAGACUCGGUGCCACGGGUGUGGGUAUGCUCUUCUCGGCUGGCACUUUCCUCUACGUGGCCACGGUGCACGUUUUCCCCGAGAUCCGCAGUAGCAAGGGGCGGCGGCACUCCCACGCCUCCCCUCAGCUCCCCCAGCCCACGGAGGCCGGGGCCGACCAGAAAGGUCACCUGGGGGUCCUGGAGAGCCUCACGCUCAUCGCCGGAGUGGGGAUCCCUGUGGUGCUCGCCAUAGGUUUACACGACUGACGGGGGGCACGCUGGUCAGGGCGGUUAAAACAGGACACAAAUGCACCACACCUUAAUGAGCAACUGUCCCACAUGCCAAGGGCUUAUGGACUAAGCAAUGAGGAAAAACGAGCAAGGCAGGCUCCUCACUUCCACGCCAGGGAGAACGUGCCCUCUAGGGUCUUGUUUCAUUAUCUUGUUGUCGUAAUCAGAGUUGAGCGAGACUAACUUUUGUGUUAACGGUGUAAAAAAAAAAGGUCUUAAAAUGGGCUGUGAGGAACCUGAUAGCCAGCUCGCUGUCCUCCUCAGGGGACUCGAGUCACCGCCUCUUACAAAGGGGCUGAAAUGUGUUGCCAAACCAAGUUUAAUCACACGCCUUUUAUCGUUUCUAAUAACCUGCAACAUAGGAGACUGGAGCGUCAGUUGUGAAACUCGUUACUGUAGACAGAGUCACAAAGUUGCAACAAACUAAAUCAGAUGUGACAGUUUUACUUCAUGUUAACGAGGAGAACGUGAUGUGGUUCGCCUACGUAUCUUAACAGUGAUUUAGUUAUUUUCUUUGUGUAAACCGGCUGGACAGCAGGUCCGUGUGUAACUAAUAUGAACUUCCUCCAAAAUAAACUGAAUGCCUGCCACACCUGCACAACUCAUGACGCACAAUGCUGCCGAACGGGCUUCGCUGCAACGACUUCUGUU